Messenger RNA from Hypoxylon trugodes, 2302 nucleotides. RefSeq names its product FAD/NAD(P)-binding domain-containing protein. The transcript has a single exon. NCBI's taxonomy places the organism in Eukaryota, Fungi, Ascomycota, Sordariomycetes, Xylariales, Hypoxylaceae. The record is from RefSeq and is a predicted model, not a curated record. The coding region runs from base 140 to 1585 and encodes 481 amino acids. Gene Ontology annotation, molecular function: N,N-dimethylaniline monooxygenase activity; flavin adenine dinucleotide binding; NADP binding.
UCCUUACUCACGAGUCGAUAGUUUCUCCGCCGCUACUGCUUGGUAUAAUCGCCCUUGCUACUAGGUAAUUGUGAGGCCACUUCAUUUUGUUACCAAAUCCCCCCUGGGAGCACCAUCGCUAUCUAGCCGUAGUACCAACAUGGGGUUGUCAGUAGAGAAGAGUCACGGUCCCGAUCACUUUGACGUGAUUGUCAUCGGUGCGGGGGUAUCUGGUAUCAACACUGCUUACCGCCUACAAUCUGAACUCCCAGAUGUGACGUUCGCCGUCCUUGAGGGUCGGGACGCAAUUGGUGGGACAUGGGACUUGUUUAAAUUCCCAGGAGUUAGAUCAGACUCCGACAUGUACUCCUUCGGCUUCGCCUGGAAUCCCUGGCCUUAUUCGCAGCCGGUCGGAAAGGGGCAUCUCAUCAAGGAGUACCUAAGGUCUUCGAUCGCUAAGUACCAGCUCGACUACCACUUUCAUUUCAAACACAAGGUGGUCUCCAUGGACUGGUCCUCGAAGGCACAGCAAUGGGAUCUAACAAUCAACCACAACGAUAUUAUGAAACAUUACACAGCGGGUACCGUCAUCCUAGGGACGGGUUAUUACGACUACGAGAACCCACGGCCAAGCAUCAUACCCGGCCUUGACGAUUUCAAAGGCAAGGUUAUCCACCCUCAAUUCUGGCCCGAAGAUUACGAUUAUACUGGCAAGAAGAUGGUCAUCGUUGGUAGCGGGGCUACCGCCAUCACACUGUUGCCUAAUCUAGCCAAGAAAGCUGCCAAAGUUACCAUGGUGCAGAGAAGCCCCAGUUACGUGGCAUCACUACCGAACCGCAAGAUUUCCUGGUUGUCGGCUAGCUACCUACGCCUAUGGUAUAUCUUUUAUUCCUACACAGGUGCAAUGCUCUGUCUGUGGUUCCCCAACUAUAUGAGAAAGACUUUCCGCAAGCAGACUAUCAAACAGCUGCCAGACUCUGUCAAUGUCGACCUACACUUUAGGCCCCGGUAUAGCCCUUGGGAACAACGCCUUUGUAUGUCACCCGACGGAGACUUUUUCAAGGCAUUUCACCAGCCAAACACUGAUAUCGUGACUGGCAUCAUCAAGCGAGUAACGGAGAAGACCGUCGAGAUGGAAAAUGGCCAGAUAAUCGACGCCGACGUUAUCGUGACCGCCACUGGGUUGACCAUGCAGUUCGGCGGUAAGAUCGACAUCAAGGUAGACGGCGAACUAGUCAAAUGGAACGAGAAAUUCAUUUGGAAUGGCACAAUGCUCCAGGACAUACCUAACUUUUUCUUCAUAGCAGGGUACGCACGCGCGGCUUGGACUCUUGGCGCUGACAGCUGCGCUUUCAUCAUCAUCCGGUUCUUGAAGCUCUUGAGCCAACAGCAAGCCACUGUUGGGACCCCACGUAUUCCCGAAGCUGCGAAAUUCCCGCCUCACAAGUAUUUCCCUCUUUCCUCUACGUAUUCGAUGGAAGCGGAGGCUCGCCUACCCCUAUAUGGAAACAGUGGACCGUGGAAAAGAAAGAGGGACAGUCCACCCGCUGACCUUAUACACGCCCAUUGGGGUGAUAUUACAACCGAUCUACAACUAUCGAUCUAAUCAUCAUUCUGCCGGGAAGAUUGAUGAUGAUUUGGUGGCGCACGGAACUACGGAGUUAUCCCGAGUGGGGCUGAGUGUGGGAUUCUCCUUUUCUCCUUUCUCCCUAUCAAUGUCAACGGGCACUCCUAUUUAAUAAAAUUACUAUAUCGUCUUGUAUUCCUAUUUAUCCUUUAUAAUCCAUUUCCUCUCACGGGUAUCGCAAGCUGGACUUUAGUGGAGUGGAGCAGAGGCUGGCGCGUUGACAAAGAGAUUCACAUGUGUAGACGACAUCAUUCUUCUUUCCUAUAUUGGUCUUCAGUAUCAUUAUUGAUUAUGAAAAGUGGCUUGUCAGAAUGAAUUUUUCCUCUACUUCUCUGAAUUAGUGGUAAAACGUAGCAAGCUCGCGCUGCUUUUGCUGUCUUUGCAUCACCGCAAAAUCACGCACAUCUUGCACUCGCAAUACAAAAACGCCUCAACAUGCAUGAGCGGAGCAAGCUCCGCGACCGCUGAUACUUGACCAAUAGUCAACAUCAUCACAGGUUUGCCCCUGGCUAUCCUGAGUAAAUGCCGAACGUAAUACCAAUCCUUUCGGAGUAUCUAUUCCUACCGCUAUCUUGUUUUACUACCAUGAUCUUCUAAGGGGAUUUUUAAUUUCGGUGAGUCUGGAACUCCAUUGGUGGCGGGUGGGCUAUGUCCUUGUUGGUUGCUUUUUACGACUAUUGCCUCGGCCACCUGCAU